Austrofundulus limnaeus is the source of this 1212-nucleotide messenger RNA. RefSeq names its product actin-related protein 2/3 complex subunit 1A. Gene Ontology annotation, molecular function: actin filament binding. The record is from RefSeq and is a predicted model, not a curated record. Lineage: Eukaryota; Metazoa; Chordata; Actinopteri; Cyprinodontiformes; Rivulidae. Gene Ontology annotation, biological process: Arp2/3 complex-mediated actin nucleation. Gene Ontology annotation, cellular component: actin cytoskeleton; Arp2/3 protein complex.
ACUUCCUUCGCUAAAGACAGACUGCACAGCUCCAUUCGUGUCGACUGUCCAGAGUCCACGAGUACAGCUUUGCUCAUCCCACCACCGUCAGUUCAAGUGACACGGCUCACGCCAGUCAGAGAUUGCUGUGAGCCCUAAUAACAAUGUAGUCAACAUCUAUGAGAAGAAAGCCAAGGACUGGGUGAAGAUUCAUGAGCUCACAGAGCACAGUGGACGCAUCACAGGAAUUGACUGGGCCCCAGAGUCCAACCGUAUUGUGACAUGUGCAUCUGAUCGCAAUGCCUAUGUGUGGACUCUCAAAGAUAGUGUGUGGAAGCCCACCCUGGUCAUUCUACGCAUCAACCGUGCUGCCACAUGUGUGAAAUGGUCCCCGCUGGAGAACAAGUUUGCUCUGGGCAGCGGAGCUCGACUUAUCUCUGUCUGCUACUUUGAGAAAGAGAAUGACUGGUGGCUGAGCAAGCAUAUCAAGAAGCCCAUUCGCUCCACAGUUCUGAGCCUAGACUGGCAUCCCAACAAUGUCCUCCUGGCAGCUGGGUCUGCAGACCUUUAUUGCAGGGUUUUCUCAGCCUACAUUAAGGACAUUGAGGAGAAGCCUGGACCCACACCCUGGGGAGCCAAGAUGCCUUUUGGGGAGGUGAUGCUGGAACAUAAGGACUGUGGUGGGUGGGUGCACAGUGUUUCCUUCUCCCCCAAUGGAGACCAGCUGGCCUGGGUGUCUCACAACAGCAGCAUCACUGUAGUUGAUGCAGCUCAGGGGAAAGAGGUGACCCAGCUGACUACUGAGUGCCUGCCUCUGCUGAGUGUCAUCUUUGUCUGCCCCACUGAGAUUGUUGCUGCGGGUCAUGACUGUUGCCCAUAUCAGUUUACUUAUAAGGGUCCAGGUGCCCUGGAAUUUGUCAAGAAGCUGGAUAUUCCCAAGCAGACGUCUAAGGGCAGCAUGUCAGCAAUGCAACACUUCCGCAACCUGGACAAAAAGGCCACAGAGGAGGACAACAAUGAGUUGGACACCCUUCAUCAGAACAGCAUCACGCAGCUGUGUGUGGUGUCAGGGGAAAAAAACAAAGUGGAGAAGUUCAGCAGUGUUGGUCUUGAUGGAGCUAUGGUGAUCUGGAACUUUAAGAUUUAAGUCCCCAGUGGGUGUCAAUUCUGGAGGUUCAAUUGGAUCAAAAACACUUUAUGUAACUUGAUCAUUUGGCAGUUUUUUGUAUGUUU